Molecule: messenger RNA, 1280 nt
Organism: Misgurnus anguillicaudatus (oriental weatherfish)
Lineage: Eukaryota; Metazoa; Chordata; Actinopteri; Cypriniformes; Cobitidae
Gene: pth2
Product: parathyroid hormone 2
Biological process (GO): neuropeptide signaling pathway
Cellular component (GO): extracellular region
Source: RefSeq, a predicted model, not a curated record
UAGGUGCUCUGACGUCUGAACUCGUUUCUUUUCUUUUGCGUUUCUAUCUUUUAUUUUAAGACUCCAUCCAAAAAGGACAUUCAGAGGUGUGGCCUUCUCCGUUUCGGCUUUGUUUGCAUUGCAACAAGGAGAAUGACACAUGGCUUUUUAUCUUGUCUUUUCCCCCUACAACUUCUGACAAUAGAGAGGUAUAUAUAAUCCCACACAACCAACACCUGUGCAUAUUCACACCGGCACUUUAAAAUGCAUUACAGCUCUACAUACAGUAUAAACAGAGACUAAGGUAGCUAUUUAACCCAAAAAAGUGAUAGAAGUAGUUUAUUUAGGCAACAAUUAACUAAAAAAGAGAAAUACAUCAAAUAAGACAUUUUGUCGAAACGCUGCAUGGAAGAGUUGCCAAACUGCUUGGAGUCUCUCAAGACAGAUUUGUUUUUCUGACGCAUUGGAGAGCAAAUAGUGCAGAAACCAACAGCAGGGAACCACUCAAAAAAGAUGGUGGCUCUAUCUAUGCCUCUUCGUUCCACCCUGUUAUUCUUAGUGUUGAUGGGUAUGACACUAAUGACCUCUGCCUUUCCCCAACCUCACCUUCGACCCCUGCAAAGUAACUUGCCUGCUAUUAGUCAAGAGGACUCCAAAAUUGAACAGUGGGAGCUGCUUUACCCUUCCAUCUCUCUUCGUGAUUGGAGAAUUCAGAUGCUGUCUGCCCCAGAUUUUGGUGCAGCAAAGGCUGGUACAGAUCAGCUGGUUGGGGAUGAAUGGCUUCCGCUAAGCCAGUCACAGAUGGAGGAGGAGCUGGUGAAGAGUUGGCCGGGCGACUGGGCAUCACGGCUGGGUCACCAGCAGAAGAGAAACAUUGUGGUGGCAGAUGAUGCUGCAUUUAGGGAGAAGAGUAAGCUGUUGACAGCAAUGGAAAGACAGAAAUGGCUGAAUUCCUAUAUGCAGAAACUGUUAGUAGUUAAUUCAAAGUGAUUUUCAAUAUUUGUGUAAUUGUUUACAUACAUAAAAGUGUGCAUUUUAUGUGAAAGCAUGACGGGAAGCUACAUAAGACAAUGUAACUUGUUACAAAAAUGUAAUUGUUUAAAAAGGUUAAAAAGUUAACAUAUUAAAAACACACACACAAAAGAAAACAAAAACAAAACGUACACAAAUGUGUUUCUAUUUUUUAUUUAAAUAUUUUUAUUUUGAUGAUGAUUGACUGAAUAGGCAAGACACACGAUGUGAAGUCUGUUGAACAUGAUUCAGGUUUAAUGGCACCCAUUGACUUUGAGAUGCUGUAAUAG